Messenger RNA from Prorocentrum cordatum, 1153 nucleotides. The record is from the annotation of a GenBank genome assembly. NCBI's taxonomy places the organism in Eukaryota, Dinophyceae, Prorocentrales, Prorocentraceae.
CAUGUUUGACCUCUUGCGGAGCUCUGCUGUUCUGGCUGCGUGGCCUCAGUGGCCAGCUAACGUGUGUACAAAAGUGCGCAGCUCUUUACUCAGAGCGUGUUCUUGACAUGAGCUCUGAAAUGCUCUCUGAGCGUGCUCUCGAAAUGCUCUCUCAGCACGCUCAGAACUCUUCGCUCUGAGCAAGCAAGCAAGCCAAUGCUGAGUACGAAACGCGCAUGAGCACAUAGCCACAAGCGCUGGAGGAUCGCGAUGCAACGCGCUGGAGCGGCCUCCACACCCCCAGCAGCUUCGCAGGCGUGAGGAGGAGGAGGAGGAGGCACUACCCACAGGCGGCGAGCUGGGGAGGAGGAGGCGCUACCCACAGGAGGAGGAGGAGGAGGAGGCACUACCCUGGGUAAGAAGCCCACAGGUGCAGUGCCGCAGCUGGGGGCUUCGCGGAGCGAAAACAAUACCCGCGGGCACCGCCGCCACGCAGCGUGCUCCAAGCAGGCGGUGCCUCUCGGUCAAAAUGGCCACUCGGCAUGCAGGACGACCACCUCACCAAUCAGGGAGGACCUCCAGCCCCCCAACUUUUACGUCCAGGGCGAAGCUUCCAAACGGAGUCGGGGCCUUCGGCCCCGAACCGAGAGGCAACUUCGCCCCAGUUCGUGGGUGGUUUCCGUUCCAGAGGUGGUCCAAGCGGGCACGUGUCGACGAGCAGCGCUCGCAGUGCCCCCUGCAAUCCACCGCCAGGAGCUUAUGGAGCGAGUGUGUUCCACACGAGCUGCAGAAGGUGAACGGGCCAACGCACCAAAGGCGGUGGCCUACGACAGGCCGGCACGGGGCCUGCCUGAGCGUCUUGGCCACCUUGGUCACGCGCAGGCACCUUACGCAUCGCAGCUUACCCGCAAACUGCACUAUGUCGAGCUCUCCCGCGGGGGCCUCCUCAUCAGCCGUGAGCCUCGGAGGAGGAGACACUACCCACAGGCGGCGAGGAGGAGGAGGAGGAGGAGGAGGAGGAGGAGGAGGAGAAACGGGAGGAGAGGCCGCGGCUCGUCGCCAGCCCUCCGCCGUGGGACGAUGCGGCGCCCAGCUCCAAGCAAGGCCCGCGCGCGGGCGCCCUUCGCCCGAGGGCCGCCCGUGGACGCCUCGACGGGCGGCGCGUGCAACGGCC